AUGGGCCAAUCUCAAAGCACUCCCCUUUCUCUCCUCGUUGCUAACUUCAGGGAUGUUAGAACCAGAGGACAGAAUUUGAGUUUAGACAUCCGGUGGGGAAAAUUAAUAACCCUCUGCCGCUCCGAAUGGCCAACCUUUGGCGUUGGAUGGCCAACCGAAGGAACUUUCUGCCUCCCUAUAAUUGCUAAGGUGAAAUCAAAGAUUUUUCUACCGGGUCGCGAGGGACACCCGGAUCAGAUUCCCUACAUUCUUGUAUGGCGGAAUUUAGUGGAAAAUCCACCCCCUUGGAUGGCCCCCUUCCUAUCCUCGGGAACGUGUAAGGUCUUUGCCAUGCGGCCUGCAGAUCCCCCAAAAUCAGGGACACCAGCCGCGCCCUUGUAUCCCAUAUUGCCCGAUAGUCAGGACCUAGUAUCCCUAGACCCUCCACCCUAUCUUCCCCCUCCCCUCGUACCCCAGGCCCUGCCCGCAGCAGCCGCCCCACCAGUCGCCCCGCUAGUUGCCCCCCCAGGGGAACCGGGAGGACGGGAAGCAGCAGCUGCACGGGAACCAGGAUGGGAGGCAGCAGCCGCGCCGGGCCCCAUUGAAAACAACCGCGAGGGGCCAGCCAGCCGAACCCGCGGGUGCACCCAGCGUGAACCAAACCCUCGCCUCCCUGACUCCACUGUGGCCCUACCCCUGCAGGAAAUAGGACCCCCCGAUGAAGCAGGCAACCCCCAACUCCAGUAUUGGCCCUUUUCCACCAGUGACCUUUACAACUGGAAAACACAGAACGCUCGAUUCUCUGAUAACCCUAAAGACCUAAUAGCUCUUUUAGACAGUGUCAUGUUCACCCACCAGCCCACCUGGGACAACUGUCAGCAGCUCCUCCGCAUCCUGUUCACUACAGAGGAGCGAGAGAGGAUCCAAUUAGAAGCAAGAAAUCUGGUUCCCGGAGACGACAGUCGGCCGACAUCUAACCCUGACCUCAUUAAUGCGGCUUUCCCCCUAACCAGACCUCCACAGGACGAAUGUGACUACAACAUGGCAGAAGGUAGGGGAAGGCUACUCAUUUAUCGCCAGACUCUGAUGGCGGGUCUCCGGGCUGCAGCUCGCAAGCCCACCAAUUUGGCUAAGGUAUAUUUGGUUGUACAGGGAAAGGCAGAGAGUCCAGCUGCUUACUUAGAGAGAUUAAUGGAAGCCUUUAGGCAGUUUACUCCCAUGGAUCCAGAAGUCCCUGAGAACCAGGCUGCUGUCGUUAUGUCCUUUGUAAAUCAAGCAGCUCCUGACAUUAAGAAAAAACUCCAAAGGCUAGAGGAUUUAGAAGGUAAACAGAUCCAGGAUCUGCUCCGUAUAGCACAAGGGGUCUACAACAACAAGGACGCCCCAGAAGAGAGAUAGAUCAAGGCCACAGAGAAAAUGACUAAAGUCCUGGCCGCUAUAGUCCAGAAAGAACAGCCACCCCCAGAAGGCACUCAAACAACACGCCCUCCCAGGCGGCACUUAGAUAAAGAUCAAUGCGCCUAUUGUAAAGAAAAAGGCCAUUGGAUACGAGAAUGCCCCAAGAAGAAACAAC
This is a messenger RNA of Neofelis nebulosa (Clouded leopard), 1552 nucleotides long. RefSeq lists its product as uncharacterized. The transcript has a single exon. Bases 1 to 1377 code for a protein of 458 amino acids. NCBI's taxonomy places the organism in Eukaryota, Metazoa, Chordata, Mammalia, Carnivora, Felidae. The record is from RefSeq and is a predicted model, not a curated record. Gene Ontology annotation, biological process: virion assembly.